Scheffersomyces coipomensis is the source of this 1416-nucleotide messenger RNA. RefSeq names its product Mob2p (gene MOB2). Lineage: Eukaryota; Fungi; Ascomycota; Pichiomycetes; Serinales; Debaryomycetaceae. The coding region runs from base 173 to 1072 and encodes 299 amino acids. Gene Ontology annotation, molecular function: protein kinase activator activity. Gene Ontology annotation, cellular component: cytoplasm; nucleus. The record is from RefSeq and is a predicted model, not a curated record. The transcript has a single exon. Gene Ontology annotation, biological process: cell division; positive regulation of protein phosphorylation; signal transduction.
UUUUUGUUUGUUUUGAAUUUUUUUUUUUUUUUUAAUUCUCUGGAUCUUUGAUCUGAAUCAAAUGAAAGAAAUAUCAACUUUGUUCAUAUAUCUAGAUUUGAUACCAUAUUGGGCUAGGGUUUACUUUUUCAUUUUAAUAUCGUCGUCUCAUUUACAAUUAUAAUAGGGGAAAAUGUCAUUUCUAAAUACCAUACGAGGAUUAGGAAGAAGUUCUAAGAAGACUAAGAAAGAUAUCGACCCUCUGUCACCUUUAUAUUCACUUCCAAAUGGUUCUGGAACUCUGUUAAGGAGGACACAAUCACCAACUAAGGUGUCUCCUACUAAGCAACGAACCAACCCUAAUAAUCAAAUGCAAUUUUCAAAUUCUCAUACCCUGUCCCCAACCAAAAGAAAUAGAACAUCACAACAAAGUUCAAGACAACUGCCACAACGUCAACAUCAACAACUUCAUACAACUAAUGAUGAAAUAGUGAAAGAGCCUCAAGAGUUACCAUUAUUCUUAUGUGAACCAUUUGUUAAAACUGCCUUGGUGAAAGGUUCUUUCAAAACCAUUGUCCAACUUCCAAAAUAUGUUGACGUAGGUGAAUGGUUAGCUCUAAAUAUUUUUGAAUUAUUCAAUAAUUUGAAUCAAUUUUAUGGGGUUAUUGCUGACUAUGUAACUCCAGAAGCAUAUCCAACAAUGAAUGCAGGUCCUCAUACCAACUACUUAUGGGUAGAUGGAAACGGACAAACCGUAAAUUUACCUGCCUAUCAAUAUAUUGACUACGUUAUUACAUGGAUAUCAGGUAAGAUAAAUGAUCAAUCUGUUUUCCCCACUAAGAGUGGAGGAGCAUUCCCACCUAACUUUUUAAAGGACUGUAAAAACAUUUCCAGACAAAUGUUUAGGAUAUUUGCUCAUAUAUAUUAUCAACACUUCGAUAAAAUAGUUCAUCUUUCCCUUGAAGCACAUUGGAAUUCAUUUUUUGCUCAUUUCAUCAGUUUCGUUAAAGAGUUUAAUUUAAUCGAGGCAAAUGAAUUGGCUCCAUUAGCACCAUUACUUGCGAAUUUAGAGCAACAAGGUAAAAUAGUUUAGUUUAGGAAUGAAACGUGUACUUUUUGUAAUAUACAUAUCAUAUAUACAAUCAAAAUAAAAUUUUGUGAUAGUGUUAAAAAACUUUCUAAUUUAUGCUUUUUUGAUAAAAUGCAACAUAAUGUAAUCUAUAUACAAGGAGAUAAUAUGAUAUUGUUCGUGAUGUUCAUGAGAAAAAAUAAGGAGAUUGUUUAACUGUUUCGACAUCAAAUCCACCUCUUUCGGGUAUGUCUGGGAAUUUUAAUGGUACUAAAACUGGGAAUCCAGUUGUACCAAUAGCGACAGAAUAUAAAUCAUAUUUUUCGGUAACGCUAAUGGUAGUUUCCAUGUUCUUACCUUCUUCGACU